UAGAAGAUGAUACUAUUUUAAAUAUAUAUAAUAUGAUAUAGAAUUGGAAUUGCAUCUAGUUUACCUGUUUAAUAUGCAGAGAAUGAAUGGUCUAUUAUUAGCACAUGCUUACUGUUUGUAAUUAAAAGUCAAAAUUUAAACCAUUACAUUUUCUACAUAUAUUUAGAGAAAUGUCUUAAAAUGAUAUUUUAAAUAAAUACUGUAGUAGCUUUACCUGUUAUACCAUGGAUGGAAGUACGAUAAAAGAGCGCCUGCGUGCGCGGCGUCGAGCUAUGAACCUCACGGCAGCUUCCGAGGCCUCUUCGGACACACUGGGCCCAACGAGCCCAGUAAGCCCAAUGGACACCGUUGGCCCCUUGGACACAGUGGACACGAUUGACCCGUUAGAUGACACGGGAUCCGACGAUGGGUCUGCGUUGAAAUCCAUCCUUGAGUCGCGUCGAGAAGCCUCGAGGAGAAAACUUGCAACACAGGAACAAGUGGUUGCUAUGGAGAUGGAAGAACUUGAUAAGACACUUGAAGAGCUUCCUGAAUCCCCUCCUACCACAGCUCCCACCCCUUCACAUGGUGGACAAGAUACAGCAAGCAGCCCUCGUACAGACAGUAGAAGCGGGACUCCUCAUGGCAGAAGUACCCCAAGUCUACAUUCAACAUUAAGAAGUCGAUUGCAAGCCAAGAUGUUGAAGAAGGGAGGGGGAACUACGGAUGAAAGGAGGCCUAGGUCAAGGAGGUUGAAAGAUAGAAUGAAUCUAUCUACAAGGUUUGACGAGACAAUCAAACAAUACUCAACACUAGAGGAAGCUCAAUUGUUGGAAAAAAUUGAAUCUAAAUUAUCGUGGAAGAAAGCUGUGCAAAAAACUCGAGAGAAGACUGGUGAAGCUUCCGAGGUCGAUAGUUAUGAUUUCUUUACUAAGCAAUAUGAGGAUGUGCUUGAUGUGGAGGAAGAAACUGAGGGAGUGAAAGAUGAAGGUGGAGGUGGUGUUGGGGAGGGUAGGCAAGUGGAAGGAACAGCCGAAGUAGAAGUUACAGAACAAAGUGGGGAGGUUGUGCAGGAAAGUGCAACAGCUAGUGAGGGAGGGCAGGAUAGUGGUGGAACAGCUGGUGAAACUCCCCAACCUGAUACUGAAGUUAUUGUUGAAAGUGAAAAUACCAAGCUACUGGUCAGUGAUAUCGUGCCCAAGGAACUUGAUUGGAAGUUGUAUCUCAUGCACUCUGCCGAGUACAAUGGGUAUAACCAGCAAGUGGAGAAGGAAAAGGUGAAUUAUUUCAUCCCCAGUUCUCUACCACCGGAGGCAGCAAGCAAGGUGGAGGAAGAUGCUCAACCAAGGUACUUGGAAGAUGAAGGUUUCUAUGUUGGUGAGAAACCCAUAGUGUUGCAACAAAACACCAACAUACUCGAGAACCGCCUUAUCAAGCAUGGGGGGCGGGGUUGGUUCGGUUCGGACGGGCAGGUUGAUUCCUUGCCCAACCCGGUGGCUGAGAUGGCAACCAAACCAUGGGUUGAUUCCCUUGAUGAGUUAGAUCCAUGUGUGGAGACUGUGUAUGUGAAGGCACAACCUAGGGCAGUAGAAGAUAAAUAUCUACAGGUUUCUGACGAGAACGAGCUUCAAAUAGACAUCGGUUCAAUCAACUUUAUCCAUCAUUCCUUGAUGAGCAGGGAGCAUGUGUUAGCUUCCAACAUUACAAUGAUGUAUGAUGAGUAUAGAAUGAUCAGGCAUAAGAACUACAUCACAUUCUAUACGGACAAACUAGCUGCACUGAGGAAUGCAGUGGAGACAUUGAAGGAAACACUGGGUGUAGAUCCCACGGCGUUACAGAAGUCACGCAUCAAUGAUUUCACGGCCGAGAUCCGCAGAACGACUCAGCAGUUAUCAACAGCCGAGUCAUCAGAGCGUGACAUGAUGCGGCAAAUUAUAAACGAAUGGGAAGCCAUUAAAAGUUUGAGGGAGGAGCAGGGAUAUAAUAAUACAAGUGUGAGGCUGGUGGUUAAGAAGGAAGAGGUAAACUACCAACAUGACCUCAACAACUGGGAGACAGAAGUUGCUCACCAAGUUGAUGAGAGAAGGGCUGAGUAUGAUGUCAUAAUACUAUCUGCUCAUCAGGAGGAAAUGAGGAAAUACCAAGUUCAACUACAGGAAUGGAAACAGAACCGUUUAAAAAUGAAGCGAAUACGAAAGCGAAUGCAGAGAGGUUCCAAGGAGAAUCUACUUGAUCCGAGUUCAGAGGUUGAAGACGACGACAUAAAUAUUGGGGGAAACAUUGAUAAACCCCAGAAACCCGAUAAACCACCUCCGUUUGAUGAUGUCACAGUCAAGAAUGAGGUCAUGAAUGACUUGAUUGUUAACAGAAGAAACCCAGGUGAGGCCCGUAUCUCCCUAGAGCUCACCCACACUACCACCAUCACCCCAACACCCAGCGUACCCCCCUCCGAAGCCAACCGGCGUCGUGCGAUGCAGAAAACGUCAUCCAACCUCCGUGUAUUGUUCAACGGAAGAGAGGUCUUCCAAACCGAACCCAAAAUCUUAUCAUCGGACUUUAAAUUAAACUUUGGUUCCAUAUUUCGAGUGAGAAUCGCACAGUGGCCGGAGAGUCUUAAGGUUGAGUUAUUAACCUCCGGGUUGGUUAGCAAGUCCAUUACAUCCACAUUCUACCUCGACAUUCCCCCUACCACCGUGCAUUCGGGUAAUGUAAGGUUGGGGGUUAGUGGGUUCACAUCCAACAAGGUGGAAUCACACACCCAUGAGGGGGUGGGUAGUGGUACACCGUUCACGCUACGAACAAAUGAAACAAACCCUACGUCACUCAACACAAAGGGACAACUGAUAAGCAGUGUAUCGUGGAGUUUAGACGCAAAUGGACGGGUACUCGCCCCUAAGGGGUUAGUGGAGCGCGAAGACCCAAUUUCGGGGGCUAACCCCUUAAAAAGUAACGACCCCGUGAUAGCUAUUGGGGCUGAGAGGUUACAGGACCCAGAGUCGUUAACUAAAUGGGUCCAGGAGUCCCGUCUUGACCCAAAUGAUCCCGAAAACGCAGCGUUGGUCCCGUUUAUGCAAGGGAACAAAGAUGGCGACGUGUUUCUUACACAGGACUACUUUAGAUUGGAACAACUUCAGGAAGAGUUCAAUUUCAUCACAGAGGAAGAAUUCUCGCGCUUGAAUCGAUUCCGGUUGCUACGGUUACGGCACGAGGAAAUCCCGGAGUUUCGUAAUAUUUCUAUGUUGCCAUGCAACGAGCAUGAGGUCACAGAGUCUGCGUUUACGGCGUACGAGAGAAGGUUAAAGGAGAAAGAUGUGGUUAAGAUGGAGCGUGGGGUGGAUGGGGGGACUCUUAGUCCACACCGCAUCGAGGUUUUAAAGUUCCGUCAGAAUGUUAAAGACGCCGUGUUACAUAGAUUCUAUACAUCAAGACAUCACUAUAGUUUGCAGGACAUGGUACACGAAGAACAAGUUCCGGACAUUGGGACACUUGGUGCCAGUAUUGUGAAGAUCGCUGAACCACGACGACCACUCAAGCCUGUCCGUAAAACUCGUAAAAAAGCGAUGUCGCAAAACCUUACAGAAGGUUCGGUUCGGAUCCUCGUUAAUGUGGUGCGGGGUUAUAACAUCCCUACACGACAAGCGUCACAUUCCCACCAACCGGAUAGAAGGGGCGAGGUUCAAGUUGGGGGGGCUAUGGCAGCAUCGUCAUUAAGAGUCGGCCAACACCUUGACCCGUCAUCCAAGUCGUACCUCGUGGCUCCGUUUGUCGCGGCUUCGUUCCAAGAUGCCACGGUCACGACAAGUGUCGCACAAGGUCCGAGCCCAAGUUGGAAUGAAGAGUUACAACUCCCGUUUUGCGCACCGAACAGCGAUUAUAACGCAAGUAACUUGCAGAAGGUGGACGAUGUUUUAUUCAUCCAUUUAUUUGACAGAGUAACGGAAGACGCCACCCCCACAAACACGGAGGACACGGCCACCAUUAUAACACGUGUACAAAACCACUGGCUUGGUUCAUAUGAACUACCAUUCUCCACUAUAUACCAACGUGGAAAGAUUGAUGGGACGUUUAAAAUUAAAGUUCCACCAGUGUUGCUGGGGUAUAACUUGGAGAGGGAGCUCCCUCCCAAUGCCGACAUGCACGAGCGUAUCGAAUCACAAUUCCUUCAACAAAGUUCGGGAACUUACCUCACUAUAUUCGUUACAUUGGAACCUGUGCUGAAGCCUAUGGACCCUCCCAAGUUGAAGUUUGAGAGCCAAGAAGAUGUCUCACUUCUGCGGAGAUGUGUUACGUACCUCGCUGAUUGUAAUAAAAGAUAUCCAAAUAGAAAUGUUAAAACUACGGUCAUAGAUAUCAAAGGGGAGUCCGUAUUAAUAACAAGAUUCGUUCGACCCCUCCCCCCACCCCCCGAACUAACAGAAGCUACCAACACAAACACCAUUAUUACAUUGGAGAAGAUCGCGCGAUUUGUAUCGUUGAUCCCGUUUGUGUCAGAUAAUGUUACGUACGCGGGGAUAUGUGAUUUGUGGAGUACAUGUGAUCAGUUCAUGCAGAUGUUAUGCGGCGAUGAGGAAGAACAUGCGAUCCUCCUGCUCAACUACUUCCUACACCUUGGUAAACAAGCUUACUUGUUAUUAGGUACAGCUGUGCCUGAGGGGAAUACUGCGUAUGUAUUGACUGUGGACCAUAAUGCCAGGGAGUACAUAAUAUGGAACGCCAGUACAGGCGAAUACCAUGACAAAAGUGACCCACACUCCCCCUUGCAAAGUGUUGGCGCGUUGAUCAAUGAUACAAAUAUCUGGUUUAAUGUUCAAACACAAGAUACUCCAAUGAGGGUUCGUUAUAAUGUAACGAGGAUGUCUGAUUGGAAGGCCUUCUUCCCGAUCACGGCGACGCCCCUUCCUUCCAUCCAACCAGAAUCGUUGUACUACCCACCAACCGACCAAUCAUAUGUCGCCAACCUUAUCGAUGCUGUGGAACGGACUUUGAAGGACCGCAUCGUAUCCUGGCGUCCCCGUCACAUCACCCGAUGGAAUCGAUCGGGAAAUUCCAUCCUGCGGCAAAUUGUGAAGGGGUUGGAAGAGAGGGUUAGCAGGAAGACUGGAGUGGUGAACACAGGACACAAUGAACAACUGUUAUCGCAACUCGGAGACGUUCGUUUCACAGGUUACCCCAUGGAUCAACCCUACACUGGUGUCGAGGCCGUUGUUUCAGCUGUUAGGAGCACGGAGGUGCAUAAAAUACAAGACCCUGAUGUUGAAUUUUCAAUGGCUGUUCAUAUACAUGCGUAUCCUGCGUCUGUGUUGGCUGUGUGGGUGUAUGUGGCUGCUAUAGUGAAUAGGAGGAGACAUGAUCUAUAGUUUGUGGGGUAAUGUCUAAAUCAGUGGUUAUUAAUGGUGCUGCAAAUUCAAAUAUUUGAAUUUGAAUAUCGGUUUAUAUUUAUGUAGAGUAAAUUUUUUUUCAUAUUUUUUAUGAAACUUUUUUCUAGAUGAUUUGUGCAUUGAAAGCUGAGUAACUUCUAUAUUUUGCUAUGUUUUACAUUUUAUAUUAGUUUAUAUAUUUAUUUUAAUAAAACAACAAAUAAAUUAUGAAAGAUGCAUUUUUGCGUGGUUUAAAUUUUGGUAUUAUCGGCGACUUUGUGCCAUUUCCAAUCGAAUUAAUUUGUCCCCUGGUAGAAUUGAAAUUUUCUUCGAUUUCUAUGUUAUAAUUUCCCUUUUUCUCGCGGUAUAUAAACGGAGGAAAGUUGGUGAAGCGAAACAAACGAUGACGAAGCAGUAAGACGACGGUUAGCGUGUGUAAGUUUGAUUAGAAGUUCGUGUAUUUGCUAUUUUGUUUAAUUCAGAAAAAAA
Messenger RNA from Ciona intestinalis (vase tunicate), 5825 nucleotides. Lineage: Eukaryota; Metazoa; Chordata; Ascidiacea; Phlebobranchia; Cionidae. The record is from RefSeq and is a predicted model, not a curated record.